This is a messenger RNA of Rhopilema esculentum, 2002 nucleotides long. RefSeq names its product sperm-tail PG-rich repeat-containing protein 2. Lineage: Eukaryota; Metazoa; Cnidaria; Scyphozoa; Rhizostomeae; Rhizostomatidae. The record is from RefSeq and is a predicted model, not a curated record.
UGAGAUUGAGACGAGGAUGAGAUUGUCAUGGAGACAGUGGUCACAUUCAUCCAAACCAAUGUAGACUUUGCAAAGUUUUUCAUAUUUUUGCUUUAGGGAAACAGUUCAGAAUGUAUGGAAGAGCACCAAGAGCCUUAACCGUUGCAAUAACAGGUACUGCCGAUGAUGUUGGGCCAGGAACCUACUGGCCAUUCGAUGGAGCUGCUAAAAAAGGUCUGACAGAUGGGUAUGCUCCAUUUCAAUCAAUGACAGCAAGAGAUUCAUUUCUCAAUGUGCCAGAUCAAGUGAUUGCUGCUCCUGGCCCAGGUCAAUACGAUCUAAGGAUUAAUGAAAAAGUUACAGGUGGGUCUACCCUUGGAGAUAGAGGACAGCGUUUCAUCAAAAAACGUGAAGAAGUACCAGGCCCAGGGUCCUAUAAUGUAUCAGAACAAACUGCUUGGCAAAGGAAUAAGUUGCUUUCAAAAAAAGAUGAUGCGCAUCACAAAAGAGUAACAUAUCUCAGGAAACCUGACCCUCCAAGUAUACCAACACCAGGCCAGGCCUAUGGCUAUCAUGAAGCUGCUGAUGGUUCACUUGAAAAGCAAAAAGUACCUCAUAGAGACAGAACACUUGGCCCUGCAUAUUACAAGGUUUUUGAUAGUGAAACAGAAGCUGUCAAAAGGUAUAGAGGAAUUCAUUUUGGAAAUCUAACUUCAAAAAGAGACAACUCAGAAGUAAAUCAUGGACCUGGUCCUGGGCAAUAUAACCCUUACAAAGGAAAGCCAAAAGCACCCAUUGAUUACGUAAUUGAAGAACAGAAGAAGCAGCCACUUGACUCAAAGCUGCCCAGAUAUCAUGAGCUGAUUGAAAUCACUGAAGAUAAAAAGGCUGUACCAGGUCCUGGGCAGUACGAAAUCAAGAGCCAAUUCAAUAAUAGUCCUGCACAACCAGCUGAUGCUGCGGACCGUCCUCCGUUUGGCUGUAGUUCAAACAGAUUCACAGAUGGAAAGAAAUUAAUGCCAGCUCCUGGCUCGUAUAAUGACCCGAGACAUGCUUUUGAAACACUAAACAGAUUGACUGGACUUAAAAGGAGCCCGUUUGGGCAAACAAGUCUUCGAUUUGAAAAGCAACAUCAUGUCAAAAGAACACCAGGCCCUGGAGCAUACAACCAUUUUGAUAUAGCGAAAGAAUCGCAACGAAAAGCAUAUUUGUCAAGUACGAGGAAGGGAGGUUUUGGAUCAACAACUUACCGGUCUGUCGAAUUAAGCAAAAAGGAUGCUGUCGCUAUUCCAGGCCCGUCCCAUUACCUCGUUGAGGACAAACAAACAGUGAAGAAACCCCAACAGACUUCUUCUGUUUUCGUUUCGACAACCAACAGACUACAAACCCCUACUCCAAUUGUAAAUGAUAUUCCACCACCUGGUUCAUAUGAAGUAAGCAAUUCUUAUGACAAAACGCAAGGAAGAGUUCUUUACCCAACAUGUCGGGCCGAGAACCCGUCCACCAGAGCUAAAGGCGCUUUCCUGUCAUCGACCAAAAGGUUUUCAAAGCCUCGUGAUGUCAUAAUAAAAUCUACAGAUCGAUAUAACCCUGGACCUGGAAAAUACGAAAUCAAAUCUUCAACUGCACCAGGUGGAUCUCUUGUGUCAAAGGAGCAAAGGUUCAAAAGCAAACGAAGCGACAUUCCUGGCCCUGGUGCUUAUGAGCUGAGUCCGUUAUUAAAACACACAGUUCUGAAAGGGACAUACAAUGCGACCUUGAAUAACCCAGCUGCACACACUUACGAAGAAAUGGAUUCAAGGACAAAAACUAAAAAUGUCUUGGCACUGUCUGCGUGAAAAUUAUUGGAAAAUUGAAAAUUGACCCCCUUGUUUAUGUGUCAAAGUGUGCCAUGAUUUACAUACAGUUAGUCAAUCGUGAUGCUAAUUAUCAUGAUUUAUUGUUAUUAAGACAAUAUGAUUGUAAUAUUACAAUAGUAAUGCAUUGUAUUUGCCACUGGAUUGUAAAUAUUAUUUUAUCCCUA